AUGGGCGCACCCAAAUACCAGAACGUGCCUCAGCGCGACUCGCUCGACGAGGCGGCGCCCGCGCCGUCAUAUUCGCAGGCGCCACCCAGCUACCAGGCGGCCAACGACCCCCAAGAAGCCCUCCUCAGCGGCGUUCCCCGUGGCGAAAACGACAACCUGCCCGAUGACUUCAAGUUUGGCGGUGUUGUGGCAGAGGCGACACUGGACAUCCGGAUGGCUUUCAUCCGCAAGGUCUACGCCAUCUUGACCGUCCAGCUGCUCGCAACCGCCGCCGUCAGCGCCCUCUCGAUGAUGUCGGAAUCUUACAAGAACUUCAUCCAACAAACCCCUGCGCUCAUGUGGGUGUCGCUCAUCGGCUCCUUCGUCUUCCUCGGCCUCACCUUCUGGAAGCGCAAGUCGUACCCGACCAAUCUUCUCUUCCUCGCCGGCUUCACCGCCAUGGAAGCAUACUCCAUCUCCGUCAUCGUCUCCUUCACCGACUCCAGGAUUGUGCUGCAGGCGCUUUUCUUCACACUGGGCAUAUUCAUCGCGCUGAGCCUGUUCGCCUGCCAGAGCAAGUACGACUUCACGCACUGGGCACCAUACCUUUUCGGCGCGCUGUGGGUUGUGGUCCUGUUCGGCUUCAUGUCCAUGUUCUUUCCCCACAGCAGCUCGGUGGAGCUAGGAUACGGCGUUGUCUGCGCGCUCAUCUUCUCUGGCUACAUCCUGGUGGACACGCAGAUGAUCAUGCGCCACUACCACGUCGAGGAGGAGAUUGCGGCGUCCAUCUCGCUCUACCUCGAUAUCAUCAACCUGUUCCUCGCCAUCCUGAGGAUCCUCAACUCACAGAACAACAACUAG
This is a messenger RNA of Alternaria ethzedia, 840 nucleotides long. RefSeq lists its product as uncharacterized. Lineage: Eukaryota; Fungi; Ascomycota; Dothideomycetes; Pleosporales; Pleosporaceae. The record is from RefSeq and is a predicted model, not a curated record. The transcript is spliced from 2 exons. Bases 1 to 840 code for a protein of 279 amino acids. Gene Ontology annotation, cellular component: membrane.